CCUUUAUAAUUUCCACACGAGUGCAUCUGGGCUCUUAUACAAACCAACAGCCAGCUUCUUCUGACAUAUACACACACACGCGGCACUUUUUCCACCAUCUGAUUAACCGCCCUGCACACACAGAGUGAUUACUACGGGAAAACAUAAAUAAAUACGAAGAGGUUUUAUUAUUUUGACUACUGGAAGCCUCGCUGUGUCUCAGUGCAACUUUUGUUUUUAUUGCUGCCGGGGAAGGUGCAGCUCUCGAUGCUUUCCUCUCACUCACGGACCCUUUAAAAAAAGGGGGAGGAAAAAUAUCGCCCCCUCCAGUCCCCCGCCCGCCCCCCCGCCACACACACUUCGAGACGGCUGAUCUAAAAAAGCAGGAAGAGAGCAUCUGAGGAGCAGCAGCCACAGCGCAUUUUGAAAAACAUUUGUUACGUUUCAGAGUGCAGCAGCCUGUUUCUCCUCUGAAGUUGGCUCCAGCCUUAGCAGCCGCAUUGGAUCCCACAGCCUACUGCGAGACUCCGGUGUACAAUCCGGAUCUCUGCCCCAACAUGAUCGCGGCCCAGGCCAAGCUGGUGUAUCAUCUGAAUAAAUACUACAACGAGAAAUGCCAAGCCAGGAAAGCUGCCAUCGCCAAGACGAUCCGCGAAGUCUGCAAAGUGGUGUCGGACGUGCUGAAGGAGGUGGAGGUGCAGGAGCCUCGCUUCAUCAGCUCCCUGAACGAGAUGGACAAUCGCUACGAGGGCUUGGAAGUCAUCUCCCCCACGGAGUUCGAAGUCGUGCUCUAUCUGAACCAGAUGGGGGUCUUCAACUUCGUGGAUGACGGCUCCUUGCCGGGGUGCGCUGUGUUAAAGUUGAGCGACGGGCGCAAGAGGAGCAUGUCCCUCUGGGUGGAGUUCAUCACGGCGUCUGGCUACCUCUCCGCUCGCAAAAUCCGCUCCAGAUUUCAGACUCUGGUGGCUCAAGCCGUGGAUAAGUGCAGUUACAGAGACGUGGUAAAGAUGGUGGCAGACACCAGCGAGGUGAAGCUGCGGAUCAGGGAUAGGUACGUGGUGCAGAUCACUCCGGCGUUCAAGUGCACGGGGAUCUGGCCGCGGAGCGCUGCCCACUGGCCGCUUCCCCACAUCCCCUGGCCGGGACCCAACCGGGUGGCGGAGGUCAAGGCCGAAGGGUUCAACCUCUUGUCCAAGGAGUGCCACUCGCUGGCCGGCAAGCAGAGCUCGGCCGAGAGCGAUGCCUGGGUGCUGCAGUUCGCCGAAGCCGAGAACAGACUGCAGAUGGGCGGCUGCAGGAAGAAAUGCCUCUCCAUCCUCAAAACCUUGCGGGACCGCCACCUGGAGCUGCCGGGCCAGCCCCUGAAUAAUUAUCACAUGAAGACUCUGGUUUCAUACGAAUGCGAAAAGCACCCCCGAGAGUCGGACUGGGACGAGUCGUGCUUGGGCGAUCGGCUCAAUGGGAUUUUACUGCAGCUCAUCUCCUGCCUCCAGUGCAGGCGGUGCCCGCAUUACUUCUUGCCCAACUUAGACCUCUUUCAGGGCAAACCUCACUCAGCCCUGGAAAACGCGGCCAAACAGACGUGGCGACUGGCUAGGGAGAUACUGACCAACCCGAAAAGUUUGGAGAAACUUUAGGGAGGUAACUGUAGAGCGGGCCUGUCCGAUAAAGCGGCUGAGAUCCUGAUGAAGUUUAAGCUUCCUGUUCGAAAAGUCAGAUGUUUCCACUUGACAAUGCAACUCAUAUUCUCUUUUAAAAAGGAAUAUAGCUUAGGCUCUUCACCAAAAAACGCAAAUAAAAACAGCAAGUAUCAUGCCUCUUAUCUGCACCACAGUUUUGCAAUUUCCCGCGGGGGG
Molecule: messenger RNA, 1835 nt
Organism: Oxyura jamaicensis (ruddy duck)
Lineage: Eukaryota; Metazoa; Chordata; Aves; Anseriformes; Anatidae
Gene: MAB21L1
Product: mab-21 like 1
Exons: 1
Coding region: 537-1616 (359 amino acids)
Source: RefSeq, a predicted model, not a curated record